AUGGUGCCCGCAAGCAGCCGUCAAAGGCAAAAUGGGCCUCGCAUGAUCUACGUGACUCGCUUCGCCUCGCACCGGUCAGGGGUGUGGCAGUUGAGGGGCCUCCGAGGUUUCGGCCAUCGAGGCCCAGGGCUCGAGGCCCACUGCACCCUGGAGCCGGCAGCAAUGGAGACCAAGCCCCCGGGAGGAGAGCUGGCCACCGGCUCCCAGGCUGGGGUCGCCGCCACCCCGGACCCCGGCUCUUUCCAGCUGCGGAGCUCCAGAGCGCCAAGGGACCCGGAGCAAGCAGCGCGACCAGGUUUAAACCAGAAAGAUGCAGCUAAAGAGUUUGAUUUCCCCAUACCAUGGAAUGAAGCCUCCAAAAUAAUGAAGGAAAGGAAAAAGGUCUUAGUGUGGAACAAAGUGCACAAGGCCAUUUCCAGAAUGAUUGAAGAAAAUGAAAAAUACAGACACAGACUGAAGUGCCAAAAUUUAUCUAGUGAAAUCCGCACUAACACAAAAUGA
Acomys russatus (golden spiny mouse) is the source of this 501-nucleotide messenger RNA. It is a transcript of the gene C25H5orf47, whose product is annotated as chromosome 25 C5orf47 homolog. Bases 1 to 501 code for a protein of 166 amino acids. The record is from RefSeq and is a predicted model, not a curated record. The transcript has 4 exons. NCBI's taxonomy places the organism in Eukaryota, Metazoa, Chordata, Mammalia, Rodentia, Muridae.